Parathielavia appendiculata is the source of this 408-nucleotide messenger RNA. RefSeq lists its product as uncharacterized. Bases 1 to 408 code for a protein of 135 amino acids. The transcript is spliced from 2 exons. Lineage: Eukaryota; Fungi; Ascomycota; Sordariomycetes; Sordariales; Chaetomiaceae. The record is from RefSeq and is a predicted model, not a curated record.
AUGCGCUCCUCAGCCAUCCUCUCAGCCCUGGCUCUCAGCGGCCUGGCCGCGGCCCAAACCACAACGACAGUGACCGCCGCGACAGAUACGGCGACGGAUACGACGGCGACGAGUUUUGUGCAGACUGUGACGGUCAUCACGCUGACGACCUCGUCGUUGACGGCGGGCGUUGGUACGGGUACCGGUACGGCUACCGCUACGGAGACCACCACGACCUCCGUGGCGACAGGCACAGGCACAGGCGCGGGCGCGGACGCGGGCACGGAGACAAGCACGGCCACUGCCGGCACGGCUACGGCCACGACAACAGCUACUGGCGCCGCCACUGCUGGGGCCAACUUGUUGGAUGCGCAGAUGCCGAUUAUGGGAUUGGCGUUUGCUGGUGCGCUAGGUAUGGUGCUGCUUUGA